This is a messenger RNA of Caenorhabditis remanei, 1317 nucleotides long. RefSeq lists its product as uncharacterized. The transcript has 3 exons. The coding region runs from base 1 to 1317 and encodes 438 amino acids. The record is from RefSeq and is a predicted model, not a curated record. Lineage: Eukaryota; Metazoa; Nematoda; Chromadorea; Rhabditida; Rhabditidae.
AUGGCUGACCAAGUUGCCGACAAGCUCCAAGCCGACCAACAGAAGGCACUUCAUUUUGUAGCUAGUAACCAGAUGUUCCCAGGAUAUUACUACCCGAUGUUUCUAAGUGGCGAACCGAUUCCAAUGUUUCCGAUGGAGAAGGAGCAUGUCACGGAGCCAGGACCGUCUGGGAGUCAGGUGGUGUCGGAUGGUCCGGAGGACUGGGAUUCUGAAGAAGACGAUUCCGACGAUUCAGAUGACCUUAAUGAUGUGAUUUCCGAAUCCGAUCCAGAAGAAGAGGCGGAUAGCUUUGAGGAAGCCGAGCGGGAGGAAGCUGAACCGAUUCAUAACGUAGGAUUUGUUCCAUAUGAAAUGAGUAUUCAGGAAAGAUUGAAAAGAUUCUACGAUAUGUAUGGCAAGAACAAGGAAGAAGAUAAGAGACCUUCCCCACCAGCACCAGACAUGUCAUCGAUUCACAACAAUCUCCAAACCCUCACUGACCUACUCAACGGAUUCAAGCAACAACACUCCGAGGACCUCCAGAAUCUUACGGCCAAGGUGCUCCAGAAGCAAAAUGACACCUUGAUCCAUCAGAAAUAUUGGAGCCUUGUGGAGACAAACGACUUGGCUAUGGCGAAGAUUCGGGAGCUCGAGUUGAGAGUCAACGAUCGGGAUCUGGAGAUUCUGGAGAACAAUCAGAAGAUGCAGAAGAUGGAGGAGGAGAUGAAAAAGAAGGAUGAAGUGAUUCGGAAACAAGAGGAGAAAAUUGAAGAGUUGAAGAGCGAGUUCUUUGAGAUGGACAUUGCAAAUCAGGAGUUUCAGCAGGAAUCGGAGAAGAUGACUGAGAAAUUGGUUGAGAAGAAUCAAGAGAUCCAAUUCUUAAAAGAUGUCGAUCAGAAACUUCAGGUCCAGAUUCAGAAGACACAACUGUUACAGUCAAUGUACGAAGAAUUGGCAGAGACAAAGAAAUCGUUGUCAAGACAAUUUGCACAAAGUCAGGAGCUCCAAAAAGAGCACAAUGAGCACUUGGAAGACUACAAAUCCCAAUUGAGCCUGGAGACUCAAGCACUCCUGAAAACCGAAAAGAAUUACCAGGCGGCGCAGAGAAUUGUGACGCAACAAAAGAAGAAAAUCGAGAAGUUGAAUCAAAAAAUUGGUUGUUUGGAGCAAGAAGUUCAGCAUUUUAAGGACUACGCGGACUCACGGGAUCGACGGAUCGAGGAGUUGAAUCAGGAAAUUGUGCAAAUUAUGACGGAACAAGAGGAACUGGAUGAUCGAUGGGGAUAUGAGUAUGAUCCACAGACUGGAAAUCGAUGGGGUUAUCUGUGGGAUCAAUAA